Messenger RNA from Xyrichtys novacula (pearly razorfish), 4772 nucleotides. Lineage: Eukaryota; Metazoa; Chordata; Actinopteri; Labriformes; Labridae. The record is from the annotation of a GenBank genome assembly.
GGACAGGAUACUCUCCGAUUAUGUGAAGUUUUCACAGCGACACCUCCGGACAUUAGCGGUACUGCAGGUUCGCAAAACAAAAAAACAAAAAAACAUUGAAUGUAAUAACAUUCACUCCGUGGCUUUGUGUUGCUAAAUGGUUUGUAAUAAAACUGGAGUAGAAUUAUGAGCUUUAUUUGUGCUUUCUCUUCGUGAGAAACACUCAUUAUUUUUUAUACCAAGCAGUUAGGCUGCAAAACAGGUUUGGGAUUUCAUAUUAAAUGAAAGUGAAAGUGUCCCUUCACCCCUGUGCUGAGUCGAAAGAGUUUUACUGUCCAGAAGAUAUCAUGGAUUUGACCUUAAAGUUACCUUUUUACCUGGUUCUGUGGCAAGGUAAGGUAUCGUUGUUGUUUUAUUCAGUUUUUAUGUAUUUAAGUGUAUUUCCCUGUAAUUCAACAACUAUAAACUGUGGUGUACUAUGGCAGCUACUCUGCCGUGUACACUAUUGACUUUGCAGUUAGAAACUGUAGCCUAAUGUGUACAAUGUGACAGUAUGUACUGUUAAGUUAAUACUUCCGCACGAGUAUUAACUGAAGUAUUCACAUUUAGUUGGAAGAAGUAAAUCGACAUGCCUGUUAAUUUACUCAAGUAGCCUACAAAUAAAAAGUACAGAGUACUGACUUAAAUUGCUAAAUAAGACAUGGCGGUGGGGUGAAGAGAGGAAGAUGUCUCCCAAGAUUUCCCUGAUUAAUUAUUUUAAUAUAACCAACAGCGUGAAUGUGUGUAGUAACUUUGACUCAGCACUUAUCUAGGGUGAAGAAUAAAGCAUUUUUCUGCAUCUUUUACCAAUAUUUCACUUCACAGAUGGUCCCUUAACACUAACAUGUGGCUGUGCAAGAAGGUUCAGGGAAGUUAAGAACUUAAAGCUCCUGGUAGGAGUUUUUAGCAGAAACAAGUUAAAAAGUUUCCAUGUAGUUAAUUUUAAUGCUUGUAACCAAUGCGUAGAGGUAGGUGAUGGACAAGCUAUUCCAUAGCAAGCUGUUGAAAUCCCUUUAUAUUCAUUUUCCAUCAUUAAGCCUUUCAGUAAAUGAUAAGUUUGAUAUUAAAAGACAAACGCCACAUUUUAUGUCAGAAAACAACAUUGAUAAGGAAAAAGGACAGACCCCUUUUCCCACAAUUACCUUAAGUUUUUAAAAAAUCCCAUCAUUUUCAAGCCUACUGCACUGUCUUCCUCCGCUCAAAUGUUAAGUGACUGUUGUGAUUGUCUCUGUGCCUCUCUCAGGUGUAAUGUGCAUUAAUCAGGUACCAUGGCUGCGCUGUACAUUUAGUGAUGGACACUUGUUUAUAAAUGACAAAGGCCAGAAUGACACUACGGUCCGACACAGAGAGGCUGUGCUGCAGUUUGGCCAGAAAGGAGAAGCUCCUGUUCACCCACAAGCCGUUACUUUUCUUGUAGCAGGUACAGUCUACAGCCUGAGAGUUAUAUGCAGUUGGAUGCUUUUGUUUAUUACUGAUCCAUUUUUUGUGCUUUAGGAUCAAAGUUGGAGCUAAGGCAGUACCUACAGGGAGAGGAAGCAGAACAGAUAAAGUGUGAGAUUUGGCGGUUCAGCACACAUGGCGUUCAUGUCCGCUGGCCGGUUAAGGAGGAUAAGGAGUACAGUCGCUGGUUCACCUGUAUCCUCAAACACACAAAGGACCUGUUCACAGUCAUUGGCUUCCUCAGACACCCGACUGACGAGCCACCAACUGGAGAACAGGAUUACUACGGCUGGCCCAUCAUCAAGGAUAGAGAGAUCCUCACAACAACAGGUAAGUCGGAUCUUAUUUUGGGAAUUGGAUUUUGAGUGCGUGUUUUAUAACAACAACAGUACAGUGUUUUGAAAAGAUUAGUGAUUUAAAUCAUUCUGAUAAAGACUAGUUCCCUGUCUCAUCUCUUUCCAUAGUUGCCAUGGUCACCAAGACACUAUCUCCAUUGGUGAAAACAGGCUUGGGCACCACACAGAGGCUUCACUGUCAGUUUGCUGUUGACCACAAAGCUCCUCAGGUAACUGUAGAGUGGCACAGGUAUCAUCAGGCAAGGAGGAUCAGACUCUUCAGUCACAACAACCACACAAGACAGACUGAGGGGAGCGGGGUUGAGCUGACAAGCAUCGCUAAUGGGGACGCCUCCUUUACUGUGCACUCUACCAAUAUAGACAGUGAAGGGAGAUACGUCUGCUCUGUGUCUGUGAAUCCAGUGACCAUCAAUAUGGAUGUAAAUCUGCAAAUAGAAGGUGAGGAGCCUCAGAGGAGACACUAAAGACAGAUGAAUUUCUUACAGUCUUAUUCUUUCUAUUCUGAUCUUACAGAUCAGCUGUUAUUGUUAUUAUUAGACCACAAACCUGUAUCUGAAACUGAAGCUCUGCUGUUACAUCUUCUGUGUUAAAAUGACUGAUUUACAUGAAAAAGCAUAAGAAAGUAAAUUAAGUGACCAAGUAGCAGCCAGACCUUUUUUCAUGACAUAAAAUUCUUUUAACUUGUAUUUUUACCAAUGGUGAAAUGAUAUCCACUUUCAGCAGCUGAUGCCGAUAAUAACAGGACCUUCUUAUCUUCCCAACAUUCAAAUCUCGACCUGAAACCUCUUGCUGAAAUUGCCUCAGAUAUAUAUAUAUAUAUAUAUAUAUAUAUAUAUAUAUAUAUAUAUAUAUAUAUUUAUUUAUUUAUUUAUUUAUUUAUUUAUUAAUUUUUUCCCCGGUUUCUCCUUAUUUUUCUCAGAGGCCCCGAGCAUCUCCCUCAAUGUGGGACCCUCCCUCUCUCUGACAGAGGGCGAGGAGAUGAAGGUGAUCUGUACAGCAGAGCAUUUCUACCCUCUGGAUGUGGAGGUUAAUUGGUACAGUGAAGACCUGUCCAAGCCAGGUCAGAGGGCGGGUGCUCCUCCUCCGAAGGGUGUGGAUGGACGACGUUCCAUAAUUCCCCACGACUUUGUGCACUCCAGCCACAAGAACAACCCAGACCACACAUUCAUAUCGUCAUCUUUCUUCUACCUUGAAGCCUCGUUAUUUAACUCAGGGAGGCAGUUUACAUGCAGCAUCUCCCAUCGGUCCUUGAAGGAGCCCAUAACUGAGAGCUUCACCCUGACUGUGAAAGGUAGGACAAUCAAUUGCACUGUAAUACUGAAAGCAUCCACAUGAGGGCAGCAGAGGAUUGUAUCUGACACAUGACUCCGUGUUUUCUGUGCUCAGGACCAAACUUUUGGGUGGUGUUUCUUAUUGUGGACCUAUUUUUGCUGUAUAUCAUGUAUAAGCUGCUGCCUCGAUAUUGCACAGGUGAGUGUGGAGAUGCUCCCCCAAUGUAAAGGAUUAUUGUCAAUAUUAAAAUUGACCAAAAUCAAAAGGUCAUGCUCAUGAACCAUAGCAGUUUGAUGUUUUUUUGUUCUAGUAUGAGUCACUGUUUUGAAUCAUAAAGCGUUAAAAAUGGUUUUCAUUGACUCUUUAAGAUAAGAGUAACACAGUAAUUGUAAUCAAAUAAUCUCACCAUGGAAGAAUUAGUAUAGUCCUCACAGGUUUAACACAACACUGAAAUGUAUUGACAAAUUUGAUCGUUUGAAUUUGGUGAGUGUUCAUCUCUCAAAAUCUCAUGAUCUUUUAUUUUUUUCUUCAGGAAGAAAAAAAUCAGUGCAGGUAAGAUCAGACUGAAACAAUUCUGUUUCCUUCAGUUUUUGGUUAAAUGCAAUCAGAUAUUAAUUUUUGCAUCACUGUGUGUUUGUGUUUUUUGAGCAGAGGCUACCAUACUAAGCAGCUCCCAAAGACUGAGCGGGUCAACUGAACGGAGGAUUUUAUUCAUUUAUAAAACUGAAUGUGUUUUAUAAGUUAAUGCUUGUGUCGAACUCUAUGACCAUGAAGUAGAUUAUUUUCUGAGACAUGUUUUAAGGAGUAAACAUCUCAGAUCGUUGUAAUCUUGCACUUUUCGAGAUGAUACCCAGGUUUGCACAUGAAUAACAAAUCAGUCUACUUCGUUAAUUCUAAAAACUUAAUUUUUGUUGCACUAAAAAUUACAACUCAUUUACCAUCCCACAAGUAAAUCUUAAAAAUGAUCAAGUUUGAAGCUCCGUUUUUGGUUUUUGGGAUUGUUUUAUUUCAUCGGUCUUCUAAUGUCAUCUGUGCUGAUAUGUCUCUGGGAUUUGUGUGUCUUGGUGGGUGUUUUUAAGUCUCUGUUUUAUGGUUUUAUCUGGCUGCAAAGCAAAUUUACCUUGGGGGAUAGUAAGGUCUAAUGUAGCAAGUGCUUAACAAGUAAAAACAAGCAAUCAUCGAAAAAAGGCAGAUGAUUUGAUAAUUGUUUGUUGAUUGAUUUUGUUGUGUACUUGGGAAAUAUUACAUACACAAGAUAAAGCAGUAUGAAAGAGCUGCCCUUAAUAAAACUUGAAUAAGACAUGAUAUGUACAUGUCUGAUUGUAUUCCCACAAUAGCAGGCAGCUUUUAUUCUGUUGUUUGUUUUGUAUGUUAUUUAUCUAAUAAUGUUGACAUCAGUUUUACAGUUUUGUAAAUGUCAUUUUGUCUAUUCGUACAUAUUUGAUGCCUUCCUGUGCAUAAUCGAAUGCUUAUUUUUGAGAAAUAUGUAAAUGUGAAGUUGAUCUUUUUUUAAAUAAAUGUUCAAAAAGUGCCUCAACAGUGUCUCAUAGUAGACUGUAACGUGAUUAAUGAAUGAAUACAAAAAAUAGAACAUUUAACUGCUUAUCAGUGUUUGUCAUGAAGAAGAACAUCCAUGCGCGUUAUUUAGUAAAGUGCAUUUAUAAAACUAUUUCAUUUAAACGUAUU